AUCGGAUCGAGGUGAUUGACACUGGACGCAAGAUCGGAGACUCGUGGGUUCCGAGUCAGAGACGGACUUGUCUUUUUCAGUUAUUUUUUUUUCUCGUUUUCAGUCUCUCAGCUUACCAGAUAUUUUUCCCAGUAUCCUUAAUUGUCAAUCAACGAGCGUCAAACGAACUCUCGGGGAAGGAAACCAUCUGCUUUCAAAAAAGCAAGCAGCACGAGAGCUGAUUCACAACAUCAACCCAACAAGUCGUGGACAACUUUUGUCCAGAAACGACAUAACAAGAAGACAGUGAAGUGAAGGCAGAGAGAAACCUCACGCGAACGAAACAAACAAGAACCGCGUUAUAACAAGGCGGUGUCCUCCGAAUUCAAAAUCACAACACAUUCCAUCCUUCCCUCCUCCUCCUCCUUCGUACGUGAAACUCUACACCAUCAGCCAAAAUGAGCUACUUCCGAAUCACGCUUAUGCGCUCCGCCAUCGGUCUGCCUACCCGGACAACAGGCGUGUUGAAGGCCCUCGGACUGAAGAAGCGUAUGGCUACCGUCUUCCACCCCGUGACGCAGGAUGUGGCCGGACAGAUCAUGAAAGUGAAGGAACUGGUUGAUGUUCAGGAAGUUGAUCGUCCUAUGACGAAGCAGGAGGUGCAUCUGGAGCGGAAGCCGGAUCCAGGAUACUAUGUCGAACACCCAGCCGGUGCAGAGUGGAAGGAGAAGAGACGGGCAUGAGGGAGUGCUGUCUUUUUUCGAUUGACGACUCUUUUCAUUUUUUGGGGGGAAAUGCCGUGGGUCUGCUUUCCAUGAGCCAAGGGAAUUGCACGGGUACCAAUUGCCUGUCAGAAUGAUCGGAUAUUCAACGGAGGCAUCAAUGCCCUACGGCUCAAUAAUUGGCCUCACGCCUCUGACAAAGAUGUUGAAUGGAAAAUACAUGUGCUGAUUUCUGAGAUUUUCAUUCAGCACAUGUUCGAUGGAGGUCAUGUUUGAUGCCAGUUUCCAGGGAUAGAUGGCCAUGUCUUUGGUUUUGCUAUCGCAUACCGCAUGUCCCACUACUCUCCUAUGGUGCUACUUUGUAUUUGAAACUUUGUUCUACUGUAUUAUAGAAUCUCAUCCUACGCGGCAUAAUGGCCGAUUAUCACAAGAUACGAGAUAUAUACGACAUC
Molecule: messenger RNA, 1153 nt
Organism: Paecilomyces variotii
Lineage: Eukaryota; Fungi; Ascomycota; Eurotiomycetes; Eurotiales; Thermoascaceae
Product: mitochondrial 54S ribosomal protein YmL33
Exons: 1
Coding region: 438-722 (94 amino acids)
Biological process (GO): translation
Cellular component (GO): large ribosomal subunit; mitochondrion
Molecular function (GO): structural constituent of ribosome
Source: RefSeq, a predicted model, not a curated record